Molecule: messenger RNA, 864 nt
Organism: Mesitornis unicolor (brown roatelo)
Lineage: Eukaryota; Metazoa; Chordata; Aves; Mesitornithiformes; Mesitornithidae
Gene: ST6GALNAC4
Product: ST6 (alpha-N-acetyl-neuraminyl-2,3-beta-galactosyl-1,3)-N-acetylgalactosaminide alpha-2,6-sialyltransferase 4
Exons: 4
Biological process (GO): oligosaccharide metabolic process; ganglioside biosynthetic process
Molecular function (GO): alpha-N-acetylgalactosaminide alpha-2,6-sialyltransferase activity
Source: RefSeq, a predicted model, not a curated record
GUCCGGUUCUUCAUAAUGCUGGCGUGGUCACGGUGCUGUACGUCCUGCUGUGCUCCCACGCCUGCCUGCGGCCCUGUUGCUGGGCCCCAGGGGAGCAGCGCAGCCCCAAGGUGCCAACCAUCCUCAGCUUCCAGGGGUACAGCCGUGUCCCCGAUGGGAAGCCGCUGGAGCGAGCACUGUGCCACCACUGCGCCAUCGUCUCCAGCUCAGGGCAGAUGCUGGGUUCACACCUGGGCCAGGCCAUCGACAGGCAGGAUUGCGUCCUGCGCAUGAACCAUGCACCCACCGCCGGCUACGAGGAGGACGUGGGGGCACAGAGCACCAUCCGGGUGGUGUCACACACCAGUGUCCCACUGCUGCUGAGGAACCAGCCCUACUUCUUCCAGCAGUCCCAGGAGACCCUCUAUGUCAUCUGGGGACCGGCGAAGAAGAUGAACCGGGAGAAGGUGGGCACGACCUACAAGGCACUGCUGAAGGUGAUGGAGACGUAUCCUCAUCUGCAGAUCUACACCCUGACCGAGGAGAAGAUGGCCUAUUGUGAUGAUGUCUUCCAGAACGAGACCGGGAAGAACAGGAUUAAGUCCGGCUCCUUCCUGAGCACGGGCUGGUUCACCAUGAUCCUGGCCAUGGAGCUGUGCGAGCAGAUCCGCGUCUUCGGCAUGGUCAGCGACAGCUACUGCAGGGAGAAGAACCACUCGAGUGUGCCCUACCACUACUUCGAGAAGGGCCGGCUGGACGAGUGCAGGAUGUACCUGAUGCACGAGCGAGCCCACCGCGCCGGCCACCGUUUCAUCACUGAGAAAGCCAUCUUCUCCCGCUGGGCCAAGAGGAGGAACAUCAUCUUCACCCACCCAUCCUGGACAG